Magallana angulata is the source of this 4487-nucleotide messenger RNA. RefSeq lists its product as uncharacterized. The transcript has 4 exons. NCBI's taxonomy places the organism in Eukaryota, Metazoa, Mollusca, Bivalvia, Ostreida, Ostreidae. The record is from RefSeq and is a predicted model, not a curated record. Bases 969 to 1889 code for a protein of 306 amino acids.
GCGGUAUCCAAAACUGAGCGGUUACACAUUUACCCAGUGUGUGAACACGUGUAAGAAAUAAUCUUUUGAGGGUGGUCGGACGAUACUGGAAUACGGAGCAUAACAGGUUACCAUACAGCAGUUGUUGGUCGUCAAAAACGAAGCAAGAGCAUUUUUAGAAAUCUUUGCAGUAUUAAGGAAGUUUAUGGUACUUGAAUUACGCUAAAUGGGAAAACACUCUUUAGACAGAAAGAGGAGAAAGAGACGAGAAAAAAGGAAAAAACACAGAUUAGAAAAGGCAAGGCACCGGCAGUUGAAUGAGAGUUCAGAGGAAUUCGAAAUGUUCAAUAAAAAAAACACAGAUAAUAUUUGGCCUGAUGAGGAAAAUGAUCUUGGGUUGAAGGAAGUUGAACGGGAAAUUCAUGAGCAGUGCAAAGAGGAUGGUAUAUACAUAGACGAUACCUUUGUAGAAAAAAAGAAGUGCCUAUAAAUCAGCUAAAGAGCUGUUUGGGGAUGGAAACAGGGAUGUCGUGAAACUGCGGAAAAUGCUAGAUGAUGAAAAGGACAAAAGAAAGAACCUUCUAAAAUUUACAAACCUCUGUGUUCAUGUCAUCAAAAGUAAAAAGAAAUGUAAAUUUUGUGCCAAGUUUUGAAAAGGUUUUAUUUUUUUUAUAAAAGCUAAUGUAUUUUUAGUUUUUAACAUUUGCUUCAGUCCAAACAAAAAUUGUCAUUAUUUGAGCUUUGUAUACUAGAUACAUUAGUUACUGGAAUUGUAUUUUUUUUUAAAUUAAGAAUAGACUGGAAGGGUACAUUGUAAAACAUGUCUGGGAAACAAAAACUUUCAGUUUUUCACCAAGCUCAGCGAAAAAAAAUGUCAAGAAAAGAAUGUCCAGGAUGUAAACAAUCAUUUACAUCUAGGUAUUUUAGGCAGCAUAGAGAAAAAUAUUUUAACAAUAAUCAAUGGAAUUGUUUCAAGUCAGUGUCUGAAAAUGUUGAAGUUUUGUCUCAGGAUAUCGAUGAGGAAUUUUCUGAUAGCUCAUCUGAUGAAAAUCUUUCUUCUCAAAGAUUACAUGAUGUUUUUCAAAUCUUAUGUACGAAAACAUUUUUCUGAAAAUAAUUGUACCGCCGAGUCUGAGAGUGAAGAUGAGGUUUGGAAUAAUGCAAGUUUGGAGGAUUUAGAUUUAGACCUUCAGACUGAAGAACUCUUAGAAAGAAAUGAAAGCAAUGAUGUGAAUGUUUCAAACCCAAACAUGAAAUUUGGGACACUUUUAAUGUGGUUCUGUAUGUUCAUAUGUACCUGGCAAGCCAUUUUCAUGCUGCCAGACUGUGUUAUUGACAACCUUCUUUCAUUUUUAAGUACAUUUUUUUGUCGAAUUGGAAAAGAAUCUUUCAUAUUUUCGAGCUUAGCUACUGUUUUUCCAGGUUCUGUUUAUCUGUUAUGGAAAAAGAUAGGCUUGAAAAAAGACAAUUUUACAAAGUAUGUUGUGUGCAGAAAAUGUUUCUCCAUUUACUUGUAUGAUGAUUGUUUAAUGAAUUUAGAGGGUGAAACUGUGUCUGCCAAAUGUCCUUUUGUAGAAUAUCCAAAUCAUACACAGCCAGCAAGGCGAAGACCAUGUGGGGAAUUGUUGUUGAAAUCUGUAACACUUUUAGAUGGUACAAAAAAACUUUAUCCAUUUAAGUCUUACUGCUAUAAACCUAUUCAAGAAUCUUUGCAAGAUUUAGUUAAAAGGCCUGGGCUUGAAGAUCUUUGUAACCAUUGGCGAUCACGUAAGCAGUCACCUGGGUUUUUGACAGAUAUUUAUGAUGGGAAUGUUUGGAAAGAGUUUCAGAGCUCAGAAAAAAAAACACUUUUUAACCCAUCGAAACAAUUAUGGCUUAAUGUUAAAUCUAGACUGGUUUCAGCCAUUUAAACAUGUUAAAUAUUCAGUUGGUGUUUUGUAUGCAGUUAUUUUGAAUUUGCCUAGAGACGAAAGAUUUAAAUUGAAAAAUGUUUUAUUGAUAGGUGUUAUUCCAGAUUUAAAACAUGAACCUUCUGUAAAUAGUUUCAUAACACCUCUUGUUAAUGAACUUAAAGUAGCAUGGUCGCAGGGAUUUCAGUUGGCUUCAAGCAAAAGUUCAUAUUUAAAAAAGAAUUUUAAAGUUGCACUAAUGUGUGUUGGAUGCGACAUUCCAGCAACACGAAAAUUAUGUGGAUUUUUGGGUCAUUCAGCAACAUUGGGUUGCUCAAAAUGUUUUAAAAAAUUUCCAGGUAGUGUAGGCAAUAAAGAUUAUUCAGGUUUUGAUGUAGAGAAUUGGCCAGUACGAACACUUGAUGAUUAUAAUUUAUCCAUGAAAGCUGUUAAAAAAGCUAGAACUCAGACAGAAAAAGAAAGAUUUGAAUCUUCUCAUGGAGUAAAAUAUUCGGUAUUAAGUGAACUAGACUAUUUCAACCCAAUAAGAAUGUCCAUUGUUGAUCCCAUGCACAAUUUAUUUCAAGGAACUGCAAAAAAAAUGAUGAAAAUGUGGCUUGAUUUAAAAGUUUUACAUUCAGAUCAGUUAGUUCUGAUUCAGGAGAAGGUUGAUUCUGUUGAUGCAGCAAGCAACAUAGGUGCAAUUCCUAGAAAAAUUGCAUCCUCGUUUGGAGGAUUUACCGCUGAGCAAUGGAAAAAUUGGACCAUUUUUUUCUCGAUUUUUGCACUAGCAGAUAUUUUGCCUAAAACAGAUUUGGAUGUUUGGCGAAAUUUUGUUUUGGCAUGUAGAGCGCUAACUUCUAAAUUCAUAUCAAGUGUAGAAAUAGCUAGAUUUGAUAGUUAUAUUAUUGCAUUUUGUAAAGGUGUGGAAAGGGUAUAUGGCUGUUCUAGCAUUACACCAAAUAUUCAUAUGCAUUGUCAUUUAUCACAGUGUGUACUUGAUUAUGGUCCAGUUUACUCUUUUUGGCUAUUUAGUUUCGAAAGAUACAAUGGUCAUUUGGGAAGCAUGCCAAAUAAUAGCAGGUCAAUAGAAAUGCAGCUUAUGAGAGGUUUUUUAAGAGACUCUUUUGUACAUUCUUUGCAAUUCCCUAGUUUGUAUGUUGAUGAAUUUAAGAAACAUUUUCCAAGUGUGACAGAGUUAUGUGGUGAGAGAUUUCCUACUGAUUCUGAUAUUUUGAAAAUAUUGUAUAUGUCUAAGAAAAGUGCCCAAAUUGUUGGACAGGACUGGCAAAUUUGCUCUGCAUUUGAAUGUAAAAAGUUAUCAUGCCAUGUUCUAUCUUCAGCUGACUUAGAUAUGUUAAAGAAAACAAACAAACAUAUUUAUCCAGAGCUUGAUGAUUACAUUGAAUGCAUCCCAAAAGUCCUUUAGAAAAUGUUCAUCUAUCUGUCUCGGAGGAGAAGUUUAUGGUUCAAAUCAAUCGCGUCACAAGCGAUCUUCGUUUGUCAUGGCCUACUGGCAUUCCACAGAUGGAAAAAUAAUCGAAGAAGUUGGCUCAGGUGAACUCCGUCCCGGGGUAAUUCAAUAUUUUCUUCAGCACAACUUAAUUGUAGACAAUAAAAGCCGUGUUCACCUGUUUGCUAAAGUUUUGUGGCUUGCAUCACUCCCAAACAUGUACAGAUAUCACGGUGGGAAGCCUGUUGAAUUAUGGAGACAGAACGUUUUUGACACUUUUGGGCCUUCUGCUUUCAUUCCAGUCCAGAGAAUAAGUUGUAAAUAUAUAUGUGCUGAUGGUAUGCUUUUGAAUAAGUGUGUAUCAUACAUUUGUCCUGUUAUUAAAGGUGUAAAUGUGUAAAUGUAAUAAAAAAGGGACGCGUUUAAUAGCUGUAUCGAAUUUUAGUUUUUGAAAUGAAAUCUGUCCUGAAAAAAUUGACCGUCCUGCGACAGUUGGCGUCGGCCAGUCUGGAAGGAUGUGCGUCCUGCGCCAGUUGGUGUCAGCCUUCUUGGAAGGAUGUGCGUCCUGCGCCAGUUGGCAUCAGCCUUCUUGGAAGGAUGUGCGUCCUGCGCCAGUUGGCAUCAGCCUUCUUGGAAGGAUGUGCGUUCUGUACCUGAUGGCAUCAUCCAAAAUAUAAUUGAAAUACAGAUCUCUACAUUAGCGCACAGCGCAGUGAAAUCUCUCUGCGCUAAUGUAGAGAUCUAUAAUUUUAUCAGAUUGCAUAAUCCAUCUUUGAAGGAUGUGCAUCCUGCACCAGUUGGCAUUGGUCAUCUUGUUAGGAUGUGCGUCCUGCACCACUUGGCAAUAUAAAGGUAUAGUUGGACAUUUAAAUUUUUCAUUUUUUGAGUAUUUGAUUUGGGAGUUUUUAAACUAUAUACUCUAAAUUUAAAAUUUGUGUCCGAUUUUUGUAUUUAUAUUAUGCGUGUGUAAAAUGGGUAUUUAAUUAGCUUGGGUUUCAUAUUUGUAAGAGGAAUGCGCUGUUCUUAUAACAGGCAAAAUAUGGAUAAUAUAUGUACAUACAUUCUUUUAAGGUAAACGAAAGUGUUGUCUCAAUCAUGCUUAUUUAUAUAUUCAUGAUAUAUUUUACCGUUAAUAAACAAUAAAAAAAACUUUGAUUCUUGUUUUA